This is a messenger RNA of Glycine soja, 1600 nucleotides long. Its product is annotated as protein SRG1-like. The transcript is spliced from 4 exons. The record is from RefSeq and is a predicted model, not a curated record. The coding region runs from base 236 to 1312 and encodes 358 amino acids. Lineage: Eukaryota; Viridiplantae; Streptophyta; Magnoliopsida; Fabales; Fabaceae.
CACUAAUCGAUAAAAAAAAUUAUAACAUGAUUGUUUUGAGGAAAAUAUAUACUUCUGUUCUUAUAAAAAAAAAGUUGACUUCUAUGAAGUUGAUCCAAAACUGAAACAUGAUGGACCGCACAAUAUUAUUAAAACUUAAACUUCAUAUUUAUUUAAACACUGCACACCAAAUUAGAGCAAGCUAGAAUCAGUUACAAGUAUCCUAUAGUUAAUAUUGAACUUGUUUUGCAGAGCCAUGGACCCGGAAAUAGUAAAGAAGCUAGGAAGCUCUCUUCUGGUGCCUUCUGUGCAGGAAUUAGCAAAGCAAGGCAUCACCAAAGUCCCAGAACGAUAUGUUCGACCCAAUGAAGACCCAUGUGUUGAAUAUGACACAACAUCGUUGCCACAAGUCCCAGUUAUCGACCUGAGCAAGUUGUUGUCUGAAGAUGAUGCUGCUGAACUAGAGAAGCUGGAUCAUGCGUGCAAAGAAUGGGGUUUCUUUCAGUUGAUCAAUCACGGAGUUAAUCCUUGUUUGGUGGAAUAUAUGAAGAAAAAUGUGCAAGAGCUCUUCAAUCUUCCACAUGAAGAGAAGAAGUUAUUGUGGCAGAAACCAGGAGAAAUGGAGGGAUUUGGUCAAAUGUUUGUUGUAUCAGAGGAACACAAAUUAGAAUGGGCAGAUUUAUUCUACAUUUCCACUCUUCCAUCAUACGCAAGACACCCCCACUUGUUUCCUAAUAUUCCCCGACAAUUCAGGGAUAAUCUAGAGAAAUAUUCUUUAGAAUUGAAAAAACUUUGCAUCCUAAUCUUUGAAUUUAUGACAAAAGCUCUUAAGAUCCAACCCAACGAAUUGCUAGAUUUUUUUGAAGAGGGAGGGCAAGCAAUGAGGAUGAAUUAUUACCCUCCAUGUCCCCAACCAGAACAAGUCAUUGGACUUAAUCCUCAUUCUGAUGCUGGUGCCCUUACAAUCCUUCUCCAAGUCAAUGAAAUGGAUGGCCUUCAAAUAAGAAAAGAUGGAAUGUGGAUUCCUAUCAAACCCCUCUCUAAUGCUUUUGUCAUCAAUGUUGGAGACAUGCUGGAGAUAAUGACCAAUGGUAUUUACCGGAGCAUUGAACAUAAAGCUACAGUUAACUCAGAGAAGGAAAGGAUUUCCGUUGCUACAUUUCAUAGUCCAAGAUUGACCGCAGUUAUAGGUCCAGCACAAAGCCUCAUCACUCCUGAAAGACCUGCAACUUUCAAUAGCAUUAGUGUAGAAGAUUUCUUCAAAGGGUACUUUUCACGCGAGCUGCAAGGGAAGUCAUACAUUGAUGUCAUGAGAAUCCAAAAUGGGUUAUAGUAAAAGGAUAAUUGACUUUAUGGGGCAGAAAAAUAAAACAAGAACACAACAAACAAUUGUGUGGCAUGUGGUACCUAUGCCAAAUAAUACGAUAUUCAUCGUGCAAUGAUUGAAGCUGAACAUCUUACCUUGGUAGGUGAUUUGGAUUAAUACAUUUACAUCGUUGGUUUUAAUGUUUGUUAUUUGGCCACGGGUCAUUACACUUUUAAUAUUAUUUAACAAUUCUUCUAAGCUUACUAAUUCAGACUAGGUAAUUUAAAUUACGUAUCUCACUUUAUGAUACUCAAA